Molecule: messenger RNA, 687 nt
Organism: Naegleria fowleri
Lineage: Eukaryota; Heterolobosea; Eutetramitea; Acrasida; Naegleriidae
Exons: 1
Coding region: 1-687 (228 amino acids)
Source: RefSeq, a predicted model, not a curated record
AUGCGUCGCCUCAAGUUCAGCAAUUCGUCGACGGUCACCAGCCAACAAACUUUCAAGCCCCAAUCAUCAUCAUCUUCGGGAAGAAAAGGAAGAAAACAACCAUUCAUAGUUGUGAGCUCAAUCAAUAGCAGCAAUGUAAAGUAUUCACACGAUGACAUUCAAGACCGAAAGUAUCAUAAUGUCUGUAUUCAUUCCUUUCAAUCAUCACAAAAUUCGUCAUCCUCCCGAAAAGAAUUAAUUCAACAACAUUUCAAAAAUUGUACUCAAUGCGGAAAAUGUUGUACAGGAUAUGGAUCCAUUCGAGUCUAUUUAAAUGAUGCAUCGACCCUUGAAGCUAUUGCAAAAUAUUUAAAUUUGAGUGUUGAGGAUUUUUGUAAGAAUUAUGUCAUGAGUUCAAUUUCACCUCGUUCCAAAGAUGAAAAGCUUCUCUCCAUUAAAUACAAACCUUCACUGAAUUUCCAUAAACGAGUUGAAUGUGUGUUUUUGAAACAGAAAGGAGUGGAUCAUGAAGGAAAAGCCAUUUAUCAGUGUGUGAUUUAUCCAGUACGACCGGAUCAGUGUCGAACAUUCCCUCAUGGUUGGGAUGAAGAAAUUGAAACAGAUGAAACCUUUUAUAAUAUGAUUGAAAAUUGUGAUGCAUUAGAAACGUUGAAGGUGGAACGAGGGUGGGAAGAAAAUGACAAAUAG